Molecule: messenger RNA, 1585 nt
Organism: Pollicipes pollicipes
Lineage: Eukaryota; Metazoa; Arthropoda; Thecostraca; Pollicipedomorpha; Pollicipedidae
Gene: RfC3
Product: replication factor C subunit RfC3
Biological process (GO): DNA repair; DNA-templated DNA replication
Cellular component (GO): nucleus; DNA replication factor C complex
Molecular function (GO): ATP binding; ATP hydrolysis activity; DNA clamp loader activity
Source: RefSeq, a predicted model, not a curated record
CGCGAAGGCGGGUGUGCGGAAAGGGAAGAACGGGAGCAGGGGUGUUGUUUGUGAGCAAUUUGGUUAUAUCAGGGCGCUGGUUAUAUCGUUUGGACCAGAAGAAUAAGAACAAUGGUGCUUGAUGAGAAAACUGAUAGCAACCUGCCAUGGGUUGAAAAGUACAGACCAAAACAGCUGUCUGAUUUAAUAUCGCAUGAAGAAAUAAUCAAAACAAUUGAUCGAUUUAUGAAAGAAGAUGCCCUUCCACAUCUGCUGUUCUACGGACCCCCGGGCACGGGCAAGACGUCGACGAUUCUGGCCUGUGCCAAACAGCUGUACAAGCCGAGCGAGUUCCAGGCGAUGGUGCUGGAGCUGAACGCGUCGGACGACCGCGGCAUCGGCGCCGUGAGAAACCAGAUCCAGAGCUUCGCCAGCACGCGGACCAUCUUCAACCGCGGCUUCAAGCUGAUCAUCCUGGACGAGGCGGACGCCAUGACCAAGGACGCGCAGAACGCCCUGCGCCGCAUCAUCGAGAAGUAUACGGAGAACGUGCGGUUCUGCCUGAUCUGCAACUACCUGAGCAAGAUCAUCCCGGCCAUCCAGUCGCGCUGCACGCGGUUCCGGUUCGGCCCACUGGCCGCGGACCAGGUGGCGCCGCGGCUCGACGCCGUGGUCCAGGCCGAGAGCGUGGAGAUCACGCCGGACGGGCGCCAGGCGCUGCUGGACCUGGCCGGCGGCGACAUGCGCCGCGUGCUGAACAUCCUGCAGGCCACCUGGAUCGCGUUCGGCCGCGUCACCGAGCACAACGUAUACACGUGCAUCGGCCACCCGCUGACCUCCGACAUCACGGCCAUCGUCAACUGGAUGCUGAACGAGGACGUGGCCACGGCGCACCGCAAGAUCACCGAACUCAAAACGGCCAAAGGUUUGGCCCUGCAAGACGUGAUAACCGAGGUCCACAAGCUCGUCCACCGCAUCGACCUGCCGUCAACGGCCAAGACGGGCGUGCUGUACCGGCUGGGCGAGCUGGAGCACCAGCUGAGCCGCGGCGCCACCGAGACCAUUCAGCUGGCUGGCCUCAUCGCCGCCUUCCAGCUGACCAAGCAUCAGGUGGCCCAGGUCGCCAACGCCGCUUGACGUCAUCACGUGACGUCACCCAUGUCCGCCGCGUCGAGUGCAGUAAUAACACGUGUUUUGUAAAAAUGUAUGUUUCUGGAUGGGUUUCUUCCUACCAUGGUUCACAGUUGGACGGUGCCCGACAUGAGACGGGGCGCAGAGCACGUCGGCUACAUCAAUUCUCACAUCGCGCACGCGUAGUUACUAGAUCAGCUGAGCGGGGGCUACACAUUUGUCAUGUGCCGACCAUAUUUGACGCCGGUGAUGUUUAUCUUCAGAUCUAGCACAUGAAAACAUAGUCGGAGAACAGGGUGUCAUAACAAAGUGAUAAGAACACGCGAGGCAGCAUGCGAAAAUACAUACAAACACUACCACACCUGACUUAAGAAUCACAAUCAUUCACCACAUCCCCGAGGCCAGCCGAGGAGACUGUUUUCAUCAGCCGGCUCUUCGCAGUACGAGACUGGGCGCCCCGGCCAGCGCGGCCGCC